CGUGGUGGUGGGUCGUGCCGGCUGGCGCGUGGAGCUACCGCGGACCUGUGUUGCAGCUCGAUGGGAUCUAGUGACGUUGCCACGUUCCUUGCGACCGCCGGACGGAAAGGCAGCUUCGUGCACCGCACCGCCUCCUUCAACACCCACGCCCCACACGCCCCCCUCGUCAGCCCCCCCGCCAUCCAGGCAGCCCUGGGCGCCUCCGCAUCCGCCACCACCCCCACCACCGCGCUCAAGACCGGCCGGGAGCCGCCUCACCACAUGGUAGCGGUCUCCAAUGACGAGCUGCUGAGCGUGCUGCUGCAGAUGCGGCUCAGCGACACUGCAGGCAGCCAGGGUGGCGGCGGCGGCGGCGGUGGAGUGGGUGGCGGCGGCGGAGGGUACUGUGGUGAGGGACGCAGUGCCUCCAUCAUGACGGUGGCGGGGGUGGAUGCGCUGAUGUCAACUAGGCAGCAACUGGACAUGCUGGUGACGAGCAUCCAGACAACCAUGACAACGGAGGGAAAUGGCGUCACGUCUUCCUUCCCAGACGAACUUGACCAGUUGGAGUUGUACGAUGUCAUCGGCAAGGGCGGCGGCGGAGUGGUGUAUCGGGGCAGGAGUGGCACGCAAGAGGUCGCAGUGAAGGUUAUGGAGCUGCCUGACUUGGAUGUCGGGGAGCCAGUCCUGCUGGCGGCUGCUGCUGCAGCGGCGGCGGCAGGCGGCAAGCCCGACCGCCCAUCUGACGCCCCUUCCACCCUUGGGGGGGCGCCGGGCGGCGCUCAUGAUGUAGCGUCUCCUCCUGCUGCUGCUGCUGUGGCGGCGGCGGCGGCAGCGACGGCGGCCAGGGAGCAGCUGCGGGCGCGACGGGCCCUGCUGCGCAAUGCAAUGGAGAUGGUGGUGCAGGGUCGCGUCAGCCACCCCAACUUGGUACAGGUGUACGCCGCCUACUCCAACGUGCUGUUGGAGCAGCGCUACCAGUCGCAGGACGGUGCCGCGUACUGCUGCCUGGUGCCCGCAGCAGCAGCGGCAGCGGACAGCGGCAUUGCACCCGUGGACCUGGCGGCACCUGGGGCCGCUCCCCCGCAGCCCUCGCAGCAGCCCUCCUGCUGUGCAAUCGUGGCUGAGCUGGCUGACGGCGGCUCCCUGGCAGCGGCGCUCAGCUCCCGAGCCUUCCCGCGCAUCGUCAGUGUGCAGCCGCCGCCGCGGACAACAGCAGGACAGCAGCAGCUGCAACAUGCGUUCCAGCUAGAUUUCAAGGGGGUGUACAUGACGCUGCUGGAUGUGGCGCUGGCGUUACGACACCUGCACUCUCUCAACUUGGUGCAUCGAGACGUCAAGCCGGCAAACCUGCUGCUCAAGACCAACCCACGCGACCACCGCGGCUUCACUGUCAAGCUGGCAGACUUUGGGUUCGUGCUGCAGCUGACAGAGACGGCGGAAGACGGCACUCGCUAUGCGCUUGUGGACCAGGCUUGCGGCACUGUGACCCACAUGGCCCCGGAGCUGCUGCCGGGCAAGGCCCGAGUGGAUGCCAGUGCGGACGUGUACAGCUUCGGAAUACUGAUGUGGGAGAUGGCGGCUGGAGGCUUGCGCCCCUUCCCGCACCUCCCCCCCGACCAGAUCCCCCGUCAGGUCUACAUGGGAGCGCGGCCCAUAUUCGGGGAGGCCAUCCCGCUGUCGUUCAGGAGUCUGGCUCAGGCGUGUUGGGCGGCGGAGCCGCAGCGGCGGCCUCGAGCUGGGGACCUGGUGGCACUGAUCAGUGCGCGUUUGCAGGAGUUUGAGUGAGGGCAGAGGGUAUCACUGUACCGGCCAUAUUCAUUCAGAGGGUAAGGUCAGGGAGAAUUUAAACCAAUUGGUACUUCAUGUUGGGGUGGGGUGGGAUGAAGGGAUGGGGCUGCGAAGGGUGCCAGUAUUGGUGUGGAGGUGUUGAUGUAUGUGGGGUGUGGGGUGUGCAAUGGACUGUGUACUGAUAGGAUUGCCGUAAGAAAAUGGGAAGAAAGUAUUGGAAUGUGUUUGAUGUUAAGCAUGCCGAUUUUAAUGCGUAAUGCUGGUGGUGCUGUGGAAAACGUCGUUGCGAAUGGCGGGCAUUUGAAUGGUGAUUGCACUGCGCGCGUAUUUCUUAUACGGUGUCGUUGUCUUGCUGUGGGGUGUGGGGUGUGCGGGAGCAAUGCACUGCUGGUGUGGCUUCAAGCAGAUAGCGAGGCCCCUGCCGUCUUUCGCUUUUGGGUAUUAGUUGCGCUCCGACCUUCAAUGUGCCCCUGUACUGAUGCCUGCAAGGAGGACUGUGGUUUGCACUGCUCUGUGCACUUGUGCAAGGUAGAUUGGUCGCAUUAAAUGAUGCGGAUGGGAUGGGUAUUGCUGCAGGCCUGAAUGCAAAGAAAGACGUAAUGAGGGCAGCGAUCAAUGGAAUGCGAGUACAUUUCAUGGGUCGGAUAUUUUGCAAUAAUUUUCCAUGUGACGUCCGUGAUCUCCGUACGACGACGCGUGUGGUGGCUAUUCUUGAAGGCUGCGUGGGCUCAAGUAAAAUAUCUUGAUGUGUCGUCCCCCCCCCGAGGGUGUUAUCAUUUUUUGGAAUCCAGUAUUCGGCUGCUCAACUCGCGCCAGUGAGGGAAAGGAAACCACCGGUUGCCUUUAUGCCGUGUUCUGAAUACUUUGACGCGAUGGUGUAGUUAUGCUGGGCCCCAGCGGCUCCAAACGCUUUCGCCGCUCAAUGGGCGGUUCGCCUCGGGUG
Molecule: messenger RNA, 2713 nt
Organism: Astrephomene gubernaculifera
Lineage: Eukaryota; Viridiplantae; Chlorophyta; Chlorophyceae; Chlamydomonadales; Astrephomenaceae
Source: the annotation of a GenBank genome assembly